Molecule: messenger RNA, 2068 nt
Organism: Linum trigynum
Lineage: Eukaryota; Viridiplantae; Streptophyta; Magnoliopsida; Malpighiales; Linaceae
Source: the annotation of a GenBank genome assembly
UGCCUCCAUUUUCUGAAUUAAUUAAUUAGUGAAACCAAAACUAAAAUCAACUAUAGUCGCCACUCGCCAGUCUCGUUUCAGUUCUGUGCCAUCUCUCUGUUUCUUUCAAAUUUUGAAGUAGCGAGAAGCGGCAAAUUGAUCGAAGCAAAUCCAGGCGAUGGCGGCGACCGAUUACGAACCAGCCAAGCUUCUGCUGCCGUACCUGCAACGAGCCGAUGAGUUGCAAAAGCACGAACCCCUCGUCGCUUACUACUGCCGAUUAUAUGCUAUUGAGAGGGGGCUGAGGAUUCCUCAGAAGGAUCGCACUAAGACCACCAAUGCUCUCCUCGUUUCCCUCAUGAAUCAGCUCGAGAAGGUCAAGAAGGCGGUGAAGUUAGGACCUGAAGAUAACUAUUUUUUGGAGGGAUUCGCCCAAAAUUUCUUUUCUAAGGCUGAUAAACAAGAUCGUGCUGGACGAGCUGACUUGAACACAGCCAAGACAUUUUAUGCAGCGAGCAUUUUCUCUGAGAUUAUAAUCAGUUUGGGCCUCUGCAAGCUGAAAAGCUGAAGUAUGCAGUUUGGAAGGCUGCAGACAUAAGGAAGGCAUUGAAAGAGGGAAGGACGCCCAAGCCAGGCCCUCCUGUAGAUGAUGAAGAUCUAGCGGUUCCAUCUAGUGGAUUUACCAAUGGGCAUGUAAGUUACAGUUCAAUCCAGCUUCUUCUCCACUCUGAUUUCAAAGUUCUGAAAGAAGAGGGAACAAAAUGAAAAGGUGUAGGUCUGGCCUCCACCUAGUCGUGGAAAUGACAUAACAUCUGAUUCUGUUGUGCCCUAAUGUUGAAUUUUCAGGAUGUUGGACAAGUGGAAACUUCGGCCACCACAAUGCAAUCAUCAGAGUCCGAUCCAUCGUCCCAAUUCCACAAUCAAGGUGGCAGUUGCCAUUCAGCAGACGUCCCGCAAUCAUCUCUGUUCCAUGAUCAGGCUAACCACCAACAACAUCCUUCACACUUGAUGCCACAAUCACCACCUCAGUCAUAUGGUUCAGUGGGCAGGGAGCAUUCCGCACGGGCUCAAUCUCAUCCUCACCAGUCAUAGGACUCGUUCGACAGCCAACAUUCUGGCGGAAACAUCUUGCCUUCGCCUCCACCUCCACCUUAUACUGGUGCUGCUGGGUAUUCACAAGAAUUCUAUCCAUCAGAGAACCCCACCUAUUCCCAGCCACACCACCAUAUGCUGCAGAAUUACCCAUCAUCUCAUGAUAAUUUCCUACUCUUACACAAACUUCCAGUCAUAUCCAAGUUUCGCAGACACCAGCCUCCCUUCCGUGCCAUCCCAUAAUCCAUCUUAUUACCAACAACAAGGGUCUGAUUCCACCACGUACAGUUCUCAGUCUGCUCCGACACGACACCUGCUGCAGGCUAUCAUCCUCCACCAGCGCUGCGUAGUUCAAGCGACAGCAGCAGGAUGAGCUCGGCGGAUGCAUCCAUCCCAACUUCUGCCGCUGCAGCAGCAACGUACCAGCAGGACAGUAGCUACCAGCCUCCACCUGAGAAAAUUGCAGAGGCAAGAAAAGCGGCGAGAUAUGCAGUCGAUGCAUCUGAUGUGCCUGUGGUCGUGGAACACCUGAAGAAGGCCCUUGAGCUGUUAACUAACCCAUCUGCUGAUCCAUAAGAGUUAAGUGAGGCUUCUGUCUGAUCGGAUUUGCUUUCUCCUUUCAUGUGUUCAACCAUUUAUGAGAUUCGCCCAGGCUUAUGAACUCGUAUUGAAUCCAUACCAGUUCAACAGCAAACUUAGGCGUUUUCUUACCAUUCAAGCAAAGGGUAGAUCCACUUCCAGACACGAGAACAGCCGCUUCAGCUCGACGCUUGAUCAGCACCUUCUUCCAUAUCCAGGAACCGGUAAACUGUGAUAGGGAGAGUCCAUACUGAUCUGUGUUCGUUACGAUACUUUCUAACCCAAGCAACCCAUAACGCCCCACUUCGGCAAGUACAUUCCAGAGAUGCCUGAUUAUACAAGCACGAUUCUAUACCCAAGUCUCGAAUACCCGACCCACCUUCCCCAUUCUGUAAUGCAACAAACUCCCAAGCAGUUA